CUCCAAUUUAUUCCCUUCAAAACCUCAUUCCUCUCCUGCUCUCUCCUGCGAUUUCCAUCUCCGUCGGAAUUCUUUGCGAUUCUCCGGUAGUGAUAGCAGCACCGAACAUGGCGACGAUCACGGCGUCUUUGGAAAGGUCUCUACAGAAAUGUUCUUUAAACCGCCACAGAAGUGGCGGAGGGGAAAACGGAAUAAGAAGGUCGCCCUCGUCGUCGUCAUCAUCAUCGGACGACAAUAACCUCCCUAACGGCGUCUCCGACACCACCUUAGAGCUCAACUCUCACCUUUCUCUCCCUUGCUACUGGGAACAAUGCCUCGAUCUAAAGACUGGGGAGAUUUAUUAUAUAAACUGGAGGAACGGGAUGAGAGCGAAGGAGGAUCCAAGGACAACGGAGGAGUACAGUGGAGAUUUUUAUUCAGAAGAUGAAGAUGGUGAGGCCUCUUACGAAAGCGAGGAGUCUUCGUUGGAGUCCUCUCCUUCAAGAGAUAGAGAUCAACAUUACAGCGAUCGACGGUGGGUGGAGAAAGAGAAAGAGAAAGAAAACGUCCUGGUUGUAGCCGGCUGCAAGAGCUGCUUCAUGUAUUUCAUGGUCCCCAAGCGAGUGGAAGAUUGCCCCAAAUGCACCGGUCAACUUCUCCACUUUGAUCGACCGGAAAAUGGAUCCCUGUGAACCAGAUUUGGUUUUUCUUCUUUCUUACCUUCUCUCCUUUAUUUUUUCAUCUGGUUUUGUUUUUGGGAAAAAAAAAAAAAAACCCCACUUUCUGCUUAUGAAAUGGUGAAAUAUGAGAUAAAUGGAUUAUUGUGUUUAGUUUCUUCCACUUUCCCAAUUUUUUCUUUCCUGAAUUCUUCCCAGUAUCUUGAUUUUUCUUUGGGCGCCAUUGAUGUUUCA
Molecule: messenger RNA, 890 nt
Organism: Rubroshorea leprosula
Lineage: Eukaryota; Viridiplantae; Streptophyta; Magnoliopsida; Malvales; Dipterocarpaceae
Source: the annotation of a GenBank genome assembly